AGAGCAGCUUCAUCGUACUGCAGGACAGCUGGUGCCAGCGUUCUCCAUUCCCCCCAUACUUGCUGAGUGGGAAGCAUGGCUUUAAAGAAUGGCAACACCUUGGUGCGCAUAGCCAGUAUCCCUCUGUUCAACUCGGCUUAUCAGAUCGCUGUGUUCACCUACACGGACAUAAAAGGUGUCCACCCCGUGGUGGGUUUCUUCUGCGGCGUGGCAGAACGCAGCGUGAGCACCGCGGUGGGGGUGGCCGUGAUGGCAGCCACUCCGGUCAUGCAGAGGCUGGAGGUGCCAAUAGCUGCGGUUAAUAGCUACACACUGAGAGGCGUGGACGAGCUGGAGGCGAGAUUCCCCAUUCUGGAUCAGUCAGCGGACGAGGUCCUCGGGAAUUUGCGAGACAGCCUGGCUGCGAGCAUGGAGCAGCUGCAAGCCAGCACCGCCGAGCGAGUGGGCCGGCUGACGGAGAGGGCCAGCGGGGUGGUGGAGGACGUGGUGGGCGUUGCGGCCUUGGGGGUGAACAUCGUCCUGAAUGCCAGCGUCGUCAGCCAAGCACUGGAGUCCGGCGUGAACGCAGCUCUGAGCCGUGUGGAGCAGAUCGCGAACCACUAUCUCCCUGCCACAGAGGAAGAAACCAGAAGGCAGGUGCCAAGCCUCAAAGGCGUGAAGCAGAGCCCGGAAAGCGAGCAGACCUAUGCCAGGCAGCUGCAGCUUGUGAUGGCUACCUCUGCCCGGCGAGCGAACCAGAGAGCGUGGUCGUAUGCAGAAGGACUAUGGAGUUGGAUGCUCUGGGCCCUGAACCAGCUGCUGGAGUUUGCUGUCGAGCUGAGACGUCGACUCUACCGCGCUCUCGUUGCUCUGACCGAGACGGGUGACUCAGACCCAAGCCCCCAGCCUGGCUUCCCCCAGGACCCCAUCCCUGUCCGGCUCGUCCAGAGGAGGAGAUCAGGCUUGGGAGACACAAGCAACAAGGCCUCUAGCGACAAACGCAGCAUCUAGGAUGGGAACGGUCACAAGUCCGCCCCGUCGCCGGUCCAGAGAGGGCUCCCCGCCACCCUGAAUCGGGAUCCCCUUGCCAAGAGGACUCGAUCUCCACCCCCUGUGGCCAGCCGGCUCUGGGAGGGCAGGGACCUCUCCUCCUUGGGCGAAGCGAUGUGAGCAUGCAGCCAAGACAUCCGCCCCCCCCUUCUCUGCCACAACCGCCGGGAGCCGGGCAGGAAGUGGGAUUUGCAUCCUGCAGGGCAUUCUGGGAUUUUGAAAUUUCGUUUUCUCCCAGAUCUGGGCAGAAAAUCGAAAUCUCGGAAUCUUUCGCAAAAUGAAAUAAUAUGAAAUCAUGUGUGAUGACCGUAUCGAAAUUGUUUCAUUUCCACUUUAUCAUGUCACCUGUUAUAUAGGGAGGCAGAGUGGCCUACUGGUUAGCGCACUGACCAGCGACUCAGGAGACCUGGGCUCAUUCCAAGCUCUGCCAGUGGUCUGCUGGGAGACUUCCCUCUCUGUGCCCCAGUUUCCCCAUCUGUAACAUGGGAGAAAUGAAGCACUUAGAGGUCUAUGGAUGAAACAUGCUAUAUAAGCCUAGGUUAAUAGGAUAUUUAUUAUAUUAUAAAGUCAAAAUGAUAAGGGCGCAAUGAAACAUCUCGAUAAUUUCCCUUUGAAAAUGUCAACGAAAUUGUUACGUUCCCGCAAGACAUUUUGAUUUUUGUCCAAUCGAAUUUUUCCCAAGGGAAAAACAUUCUGUUGGGAAUUUUUUAGUUGGUUCUAGGCUGGGAAGCUUUAGGCCAGCAAUAGAAUUGGGGGGGCUGAGCAGAACCAGCUAAUACCCUGCAGCAGGGGGCUCUGUAAGUUAACCUGCCACAUUGUUCUGUAGCAGGAAGUUCCACAGGGUAACCUCAGUUAAUAUCCUGUGGCAGGGUGUUCCACAGGGUAGUCUCAGAUAUCAUCCUGCAGCAGAGAGUUCCACAGGAUAACCUCAGUUAAUAUCCCACAGCUGGGCGUUCUGCAGGUUAAUCCCCCAACACACCCAGUGGUAAACAUACCGACAGCCACCCCCCGUGGAAGGCAUCUUCUCCAGUGACCAGCACGCCAGCCCAACCCCAUCGCUGGUAGCUGCCAAGCCUUCCCUCCCUUAUUAACUGAAACCCCUUCACAUCUUCCCCAACUACCACAACUGUGCUUCCAAAAAGACCUCUCUUUCCCCACGGCAGUAACGGUCCCCACAGCCGAGUGGCGCUUACUGAACGCCGUCUUGGGUCUCAUGCAUUUCCAGCUCUUCCAAGCAGCUUGCUCUGACAUAGAGGAGAUGGUCCAGAGCUAAAUCUCACGUGCAAAACACCCCCAAUGCACUGCAAGUGCGGGGGUUACUGAAUAGCUGGCUACAUGCCUCCAGUUUAACUUUAGCACCCAGUCCUGCCAGCCGCAGCACGCCCUUCGCUCCCUCUGGCUUCAAACACCCAGGAACAGUGUGCAAAAGGGCGCCCUCGCUUUUGUAUCCUGUCCUUCCAGGCGAGAUGCACCCUAAGUGGCUUUAUGGAGUUAGGAAGCUAAAUCAUAGAGAGCAGAGAGGAUCUGCCGAGAGGCUCCGGCCGGGGAGGGGAGAUGCAGGACGGCUGCCCCGGGGGAGCGAAGCUGCGCUGGAGAAGGCUCUUGCGUCGGGAAAGGCCGGCCUGCGUGUAAGGGUGGAGUUGGACAAGCCAGGAAGAGAGAAGAGAUGGCAUUACAGGGAGGUGGUUCCAGGGACAGCUGCUGCACCAGAACCCCUUAUGACCCCGCAUGACCGAGACGUCCCCUCCAAAGACACUGCAGCAGGACGGGCUCCAUCAGUCCAGGGCCCUCGUGAAUUAGCUUUGAUCAGUUUCGCUGUGAGGCUAGGUUCCCCUCCCUCUCGCAUUUCCCUUCCUGUGCUUAUGUUCUGUAAAAUGUAAUAAAAAAAAAAUACAUGAACCCAGCCACGUUCACUGGA
This is a messenger RNA of Malaclemys terrapin pileata, 2947 nucleotides long. Its product is annotated as perilipin-2-like. The record is from RefSeq and is a predicted model, not a curated record. Bases 76 to 990 code for a protein of 304 amino acids. NCBI's taxonomy places the organism in Eukaryota, Metazoa, Chordata, Testudines, Emydidae. Gene Ontology annotation, cellular component: lipid droplet; cytosol. Gene Ontology annotation, biological process: lipid storage; positive regulation of triglyceride storage. The transcript is spliced from 6 exons.